GCAGAGCGGGACGCGAGCGCCCCGGAAGCUGCCCCUUCUCGGGGGUCAUGAUGGGCAGCAAGAUGGCGUCUGCCAGCAGGGUCGUCCAGGUAGUCAAGCCGCAUACUCCAUUAAUCAGGUUUCCUGACAGAAGAGACAAUCCUAAACCUAAUGUGUCUGAAGCUUUGGGGUCAGCAGGGCUACCUUCUCACUCUUCUUCAAUGUCACAGCAUUCUAAGGGAAGUAAAGCACCAGACUGGCUGAUGCACCAGGGUCCACCAGAUACUGCAGAAAUGAUCAAAACAUUACCUCAGAAGUACAGAAGGAAACUUGUUUCUCAAGAAGAAAUGGAAUUUAUCCAACGUGGAGGUCCAGAAUAAUCACUCAGAAUGUGGCUGCUGUUUGUCUUCAGACAAAAGAAUGAUCUUUACAAUAAAGGACUUCCAAAAUGACAAAUGAGAAAUUGUACAUUAAACAGUUUUAAUAAAUAUUAUGUUUAAAAAAUAUAUAGAAAAUUUAGAAGGACACUUAUAUCUCCUAACUUAUGUAUCAUGGUCAGCUUCUCCACAAGCUUACCUAGAUGUUUAUAUACUUUAUACUUAUUAAAAUAUACAUUUUUCAAUAUAGCGUAUUAGUUUACUGUAGUUAUCAGAUAUUAUCGGUGUUGAACUAAGAAAAGCACACACUGUCUAGUAACUAUCUUAGUUUUCCCAUAAUUUUGCUUUUCUUUCAGCUUCUCAUUAGAAACAGUUCAUCAGGCAGAAUCGCUGCUUUUGGAAACUGAUAUUCUUGAAAUUUGGUGAAAUCAAAAAAUGACUCCAUAUUUGUUAUUCACAAAAGUUACUCAAAUACAACUGGCUUAAUAAGUAUAUGCUACUGUAAAUGAUAAAAUAGCCAAAGUAAGACAGGUGACUUUGUGGUAUUAAGAACUAGAGUUAACAUAAAUCAUUAUGUGUAAAUUUCAAUCUGAAAAACAAAAAUUACAGUAUAAGGUGGGAUAUAUAAGUCAAAAUGAGUAUAGCAUAGGUAUAAAUGUUAACUAGAAAAUUGCAUUUGAGUUCUGUUUUGAGGAUUAUUAAGAAAGUCAUGUUCUUUUUUCCAUUUUAUCAUUUUUAUUAUCAUGUAUGCAAAGUCUGAUAAGUUACUUUUCUCAAACUUAAUGUCUGAAAGCUUUAUAAAUCAACCUAAAUAUUUAUUUAUGAAACUAUUAGCAGGGUCUUCCUGUGCCAAGGGUAUAUAUAAUAUUGUGAAAGUCUCACAAACUAAAUAAAUUUAUUCCAUACCUUUAA
Messenger RNA from Sorex fumeus (smoky shrew), 1268 nucleotides. It is a transcript of the gene KGD4, whose product is annotated as alpha-ketoglutarate dehydrogenase subunit 4. The coding region runs from base 48 to 359 and encodes 103 amino acids. Lineage: Eukaryota; Metazoa; Chordata; Mammalia; Eulipotyphla; Soricidae. The transcript has 4 exons. Gene Ontology annotation, biological process: 2-oxoglutarate metabolic process. The record is from RefSeq and is a predicted model, not a curated record.